Molecule: messenger RNA, 2726 nt
Organism: Leopardus geoffroyi (Geoffroy's cat)
Lineage: Eukaryota; Metazoa; Chordata; Mammalia; Carnivora; Felidae
Gene: FOXQ1
Product: forkhead box Q1
Exons: 1
Coding region: 613-1833 (406 amino acids)
Biological process (GO): cell differentiation; anatomical structure morphogenesis; regulation of transcription by RNA polymerase II
Molecular function (GO): DNA-binding transcription factor activity, RNA polymerase II-specific; RNA polymerase II cis-regulatory region sequence-specific DNA binding
Source: RefSeq, a predicted model, not a curated record
GACGUAGCAGCGGAAGGCCAGCGAGGAGAUGCAGCUUCGGAGGCCCGGGACGGAAAGGCGGCUGCGGACGCCACGGUCUCGGGGACUCGGCUCCGUGGGCGUUCAAGGCUGAAGGCUCCAUACCCUCCCCCCAAGAGUGGCACGCACACAGGCUGGCACCAUCUCCGUGCCUCGAGGACGCCUGCCCGGGACCUGGGACCUGCAGUGAAGAACACCUCCUGGUCUCUUGAAUGGAUAGCAGAUGCUCACGCUUCUUCCUUCCAGCAAGAAGUCCCAAGCCCAGCACACUUGGGCACCAGAGGGUGGAACUGCACCCCCUCACGCGUUCACCCCGAAGUCUCUAAUCCUCGAAUUGAAGACAGAACACAUCCAACUCCUCCAUCUCCGCCCCUCUUAGUUCACCCAAUAAGCACAACCCCUCCAAAAAAAUUCCAGCGGAAGAAGACUCGUAAACGGAAAAGUGACUGUCUCUCGUAAGAGGACAGAGAGCUCCCGGGAAAGAAAGGCAAGGACCCGUGGCCCCGGGAUCUCCAUUCCGGCGCCCGGCACCAGCUUCCCAAGACCGCGCGAAGGAAAAGGGUACGGCGCGGGGCAGGGACAGGGUGUGUGGUCAUGAAGUUGGAGGUGUUCGGCCCCCGCGCGGCCCACGGGGACAAGCCGGGUAGUGACUUGGAGGGUGCCGGCGGCAGCGACGCACCAUCUCCGCUGUCCGCAGCCGGCGACGAUUCCUUGGGCUCGGACGGGGACUGCGCGGCCAACAGCCCGGCGGCGGGCGGCAGCGCCGAGGAGCUGGCGGGCGGCGGCGAGCGGAACGCAGGCUGCGGGCCAGGCGCUGAGGAGGAGGUCCCCGCAGCGGUGGCGGCGGGGCACGCGGAGGCCUGCGCAGCCGGGCCAGGUGCGGGGAGCGCGGGGGGCGGCGAGGGCGCGCGCAGCAAGCCGUACACGCGGCGGCCCAAGCCCCCGUACUCGUACAUCGCGCUCAUCGCCAUGGCUAUCCGCGACUCGGCUGGAGGGCGCCUGACGCUGGCCGAGAUCAACGAGUACCUCAUGGGCAAGUUCCCCUUCUUCCGCGGAAGCUACACGGGCUGGCGCAACUCCGUGCGCCACAACCUCUCACUUAACGACUGCUUCGUCAAGGUGCUGCGCGACCCCUCGCGGCCCUGGGGCAAGGACAACUACUGGAUGCUCAACCCCAACAGCGAGUACACCUUCGCCGACGGGGUCUUCCGCCGCCGCCGCAAGCGCCUCAGCCACCGGGCGGCAGCCCCCCAACCAGGGCUUCGGCCAGAGGAGGCCGCGGCCCACCCCGCCGCUGCGCCCCCUCCGCCCGCGCCCGCCGCCCCGACUUCUCCCCGUGCGCGCUCGCCCGCCCGCCACGAGGGGCGCGCCAGCCCUGCGGGCAAGUUUUCCAGUUCUUUCGCCAUAGACAGCAUCCUAAGCAAGCCCUUCCGCAGCCGCCGAGACGGGGACGCAGCCCCCGGGGCGCGGCUGCCAUGGGGCGCCGCACCCUGUCCGCCGCUCCCCACAUAUCCCGCGCUCCUCCCCGGAGCCUCCGGAGGGGCCCUGCUGCCGAUGUGCGCUUACAGUGCGGCGGAGCCCUUGCUGCUGAGCGCGCGCGGAGCCGACGCACCGCCGGCCGCGCCACCCGCAGUGCCUCACCUCUUGCUUGCGCCUCUCUCUGCCUCGGCCCCCGCCAAGCCGUUUCGUGGCCCCGCGGCUGGCGGCGGCGCGCACCUGUACUGCCCCCUGCGGCUGCCCGCGGCGCUGCAGGCGUCCUCAGCCGGUGGCCCCGGCCCGCACCUGCCUUACCCAGUGGAGACGCUUCUGGCCUGAGCUGCGCCGCGGAGCCCGGCAGCAGGGGUGGGCGCCAUCGGGGAGGCAGGGAACACAGGCUUGGGGUUUUUGCAUUUUCCAGCCAGACAAAAAAAAAAAAAAAAAAGACUUUAAAAGAAAAAUUUCCAUCAAACGUGCCUUAAAGCUAAAGCAUUUUUGACAGAAGUGUUUUAACUUAGUUCAGAAUGUUUUCUUUCUUUUGUGACUUUACAGAGAACUAAACCAAUUUCUUCAUAAUUGUUUUAGUUUACUGACCAAGCCUGUCCCUCCUUCACUUCACAAAGACUUUGUCUAUUUUCUUACUGCCCAGGCUCUCCCUUAUCCCUAUUUUUGUAGCACCUUCCAUUGAUUUUUCCCUUAAAACACACACACACACACACACACACACACACACACACACACACAUCAGGGAACCAUUCCAUAUGAUAAAUGAUAUGACUACUGUUUGGGGUUUAUUGGGGCCCCGCUCUAUGUAAGUAUGUGGCAUUUACAGGCAUGACUGAGUGUGAGAGAGGUGUCAGAGAAUCUUCAGUCAUUUCUCUGGUAUUGACCAAUGCUUCACUGUGCCAAAAGAUAAAAAAAAAAAAAAGGCUGGGUUUUGUAAUUAAAUUAUUUAUAUAUUUUUGAAACCUGAAUUGAAAAUGUUGCAGGCAACGGGCUACAGCUUUAUUAGUGGUUCGGUGGUCUCUAACUGUGGUCUCCUUGGGCCAAGCAAUUUCUGUAAAGGAAAAUUUAACAUUACCUAUGUGGGGUGCCAGGACCACUGCCACAUGAAAGCGAGUGUGAUUUUUUAUUUUUAAUAUUAUUUUAUUUGUGUCUGUACAUAUUCAUGUAUAAAUUUUAUGAAACCCAGGCAUAGUGCUUAUUUUUAAUAAAACUCACAACUGACUUUA